AUGUCUACAAAUCCAACUAAUACUAAUGGUAGUGGUACACCAAACAGUUCCACAGGUGCGACACCCGCUCCACAACAAACACAAACACAAACACAUACACCUGCUCAAUUAACACCACAACAGAAACAAGUAAUGGAAUUGAGUGCAAAAUUCAAAGCGUUAGUUAAUGAAGCUAAAACUAUCGGUGAGAAUACACAAAAAGGGAAAGAACUAUUAAUGCAAGCCACAAAGAUUAAAGCUAUCUACGAUAAUUAUAUCAGACAAAGACAACAAGCUGCCCAAGCGUAUCAAGCAAGAAUGUCAGGUAACACCACAACAAAUACAUCGGCCUCAACACCAUCAAGUAGUGGGAACAAUAGUAAUAGCACUAAGAGUACUCCAAAUUUUUCAAGCACAAAUAGUAGUCAAGGAAGCCAAUUGGCAAAUGUAUUGAAACAAGUAUUGACACCAGAACAAAGUCAACAAUAUGAUAAACUUAUGGCAAAUUAUAAAAUGAGAGCUAAUAAUAUUAAGGAUAAAAGACAGUUUUUGAAGCAAAAUAUUGAUAGAUUGACAACAGAAAUUAAUAAACAAACAGAUGUUAAUGCAAAGAAUCAACUAGGAGGAAAACGUAAUGAAUUAAUAACUAAUUUGAAGACUUUAAGUGAGGAAUUGAAUAAUUUAUAUCAACAGUUACAAAAUGGGAAAAGAACUUUCUAUAUUGAAUGUGCAAGAGUGAACCCAGAAUUACAACGAAUCCUUCAAAAGACAAGUCAAAGAUUACAACAACAAAAACAAACAGGACAAAGUAAAACAGGUACACCUAACUCCACCGCUCCACCGUCGGGAAAUUCUUCAACGGUGUCAGACACUAAUCUAAAUUCUGCCACUCAACAGAUAGUUGGUAAUAAUGCACCUGCACAAGUGCCAACAUCACAACAACCUUCACAAACUCCACAACCACAACAAGCAACUAGCAAUGCCCCUGCAAAUAAAAAAUCAACCCAAACGGCGAAUAAUAAGUCUCAGGAUACACAGCCUACCCAAAUACGUCCACAGGAUAGUCAGUCACAGUCCGUGGCAACAAAUGCAGCCGUAGCUACAAACCCUAGUUCCAAUAAAUCGACAAUAUUUAAGCCAUCGGAUCCAUCUAUUCCAAUAUCUGAAAAUAUUUCUGUUGAUGCCCCAGAUGCAGUUUCUAUUAGAUCUAAUAGACCAACAAUAACAGGUGGUUCUGGUAUGAAUGCUGCUGUUCUAAAUACUCCUGCAAUUGCCAAAUUACCUCCUUAUGAAAUUGACACCGAAAGGGUAAUGUCGAAACGUAAAUUGAGGGAAUUGGUUAAAGUUGUCGGUAUUGACGAAGGUGACGGUGAGACUGUCAUUGAUGGUGAUGUAGAAGAAUUGUUAUUGGAUCUUGCUGAUGACUUUAUUACAAAUGUGACAUCAUUUGCUUGUAGAUUAGCAAAACACAGAAAGUCAGAUAAUUUAGAUGCCAAGGAUAUUCAAUUACAUCUAGAAAAAAAUUGGAAUAUUAGAAUACCAGGUUACUCAGCAGAUAAAAUUAGAAGCACAAGAAAAUGGAAUCCUUCUGCGAGUUAUAACCAAAAGCUACAGAGUAUCAAUGGUGAUAAAAAUGGUACAAGUAAACAGACUGGUAGUUCCAACAAAAAAUGA
Molecule: messenger RNA, 1653 nt
Organism: Maudiozyma barnettii
Lineage: Eukaryota; Fungi; Ascomycota; Saccharomycetes; Saccharomycetales; Saccharomycetaceae
Gene: TAF12
Product: Taf12p
Exons: 1
Coding region: 1-1653 (550 amino acids)
Biological process (GO): RNA polymerase II preinitiation complex assembly; DNA-templated transcription initiation
Cellular component (GO): transcription factor TFIID complex; SAGA complex; SLIK (SAGA-like) complex
Molecular function (GO): TBP-class protein binding; DNA binding; protein heterodimerization activity
Source: RefSeq, a predicted model, not a curated record